Messenger RNA from Macadamia integrifolia, 1511 nucleotides. RefSeq lists its product as uncharacterized. The transcript has a single exon. NCBI's taxonomy places the organism in Eukaryota, Viridiplantae, Streptophyta, Magnoliopsida, Proteales, Proteaceae. Bases 166 to 1125 code for a protein of 319 amino acids. The record is from RefSeq and is a predicted model, not a curated record.
UUAUCAACUCACAAAACCCAGAAACAAAUAGAUUUCCUAUUCAGAUUUCAGACCAUCUCUCUCUUUGUUCUCCUCGUCUCCAAGAAGCUCCGGUUGAAAUUCAAACUAUACUUAGAACCCUAAAACAAAUCCUUUGUCUGAAAUCAAAUCCAAUUUUUUUUUUUCAUGGAUCUUGCACCAGAACAGCUGCAGUAUCUUACUACCACAGAAGUCCUCAAAGAAUCAGUCACAAUUCCAAAAUCAUCUCCAAAGACAUUUUCUCUCAUAACCCUAACCCUUGUUUUUCCUCUCUCCUUUGCUGUCUUAGCCCAUUCCCUCUUCACCCAUCCUCUCCUCAGACAAAUCGAAACCCAAUCUCCUUCAAACCCUAAGCUUCCUCAAGAAUGGGCUCGCCUACUAGUCUUCCAGUUCUGCUACCUUAUUUUUCUCUUCGCGUUCUCUCUUCUCUCUACCGCUGCUGUUGUUUUCACCGUUGCUUCUCUCUACACCUCCAAGCCCGUCUCUUUUACUUCCACAAUCUAUGCAAUCCCUCGGGUUUUCAAGCGUCUCUUAAUCACCUUCCUCUGGGUUGCUCUGCUCAUGAUCGUUUAUAACUUUGUCUUUAUUGCCUCUCUUGUUACUCUCAUCAUAGCCAUCGAUAAUAAGAGCUCGCUUCUUUUCUUGUUCGCACUCGCCCUUAUUUUGGUAUCCCUCGUCGUUCACGUCUACAUUACAGCUCUAUGGCACCUCGCUAGCGUUGUGUCGGUUCUCGAACCGGUUUACGGGAUUGCAGCGAUGAGGAAGAGUAAGGACUUGUUGAAGGGGAAGACCCGGAUGGCUGCUGUGCUUGUUUUCGGGUAUUUAUCGAUUUGUGGGGCAAUUGGUGGCGUUUUUGUAUCGUUUGUGGUUCAUGGUGGGCAGAAUUCUGGAGUGUUUGUUAGGAUUGUGGUUGGUGGAGUCUUAGUUGGGGUGUUGGUUAUUGUGAACUUGAUAGGAUUGUUGGUUCAGAGUGUGUUCUACUAUGUCUGCAAAAGUCAUCAUCACCAGGGGAUUGAUAAGAGUGCUUUGUGUGAUCAUCUUGGUGGCUAUCUUGGAGACUAUGUGCCUCUGAAGAGUAGUGUUCAGAUGGAGAGUAUGGAGAUCUGAGGGAGGGAGGAAAUUUAUGUGUACUCUGUUUCACUAUGAGAAUUGUGUAAAGAAAAAAAGUUGUUGGUUAGUAUUUGUUUUGAGUCUCUAAUCUCUGCUUUCAGUAAAACUGAGGCCUAUGCUCAUAUUCUCUGUUCCAUUAGUUAGUUUUUAGUCUGUUUUUGGUUUUAUUUUAGUUUUUAGUCUGUUUUUGGUUUUAUGUUGUGAUUAGCACUGUAGAUAUCUUUAAAUGAUGUGAAUUCUUACUAGUCAGAGGGAUGAGCUCUUGCAUUGUUUCACUUUGUUAAAACCCCAUGUAAUCACUUUUGAAGGCCAUGCUUUGAGAGUAUCUCCUGUUACAUUUCCUUUCUAGUUAUAGUUGAUAUUAUUUGUCUGGUUUCUUAUCA